AUGUUUCUUCAAUUGCUAUCAUAUGUAGGAAUAGUGAUUGGAUUCCUAUUUCUUGUUUUGGCUAUAGCGUCUGGGCUAUAUUAUAUUUCAGAAUUGGUUGAAGAACAUUCAGAGCCAACGAAAAGAUUGUUGAAAAGGUUAAUUUUCAUUAUUAUGACUGUAUUUGUUUUACUUUGGUUAUUCGAUGGGUUUCCCUUUAAGUUGACGGCAUUUUCAUUAGCAUCAUGCUACGUUUAUCUACAAAAUUUGACUAAAUUCCCUUAUGUCCAGCUAACUUCUCCAGUGUUUCUAUUCUCCUGCGUAUUAGUAAUAGCGAAUCACACGUUAUGGUUUAGGCAUUUCCAUAACCCAUAUAUCCCACCGUUAGAAGUCAGACUAAGACCUGAUUAUGAACCACCAAGGAUUCCGUCUUUUGCAGAAGUUUGCUCUUUUUUUGGAUUGUGCGUAUGGCUUGUUCCAUUCGCGUUAUUCGUAAGUCUCAGUGUUAAUGACAAUUUGUUACCACACCAUAUUGAUAUAGCUGAUAGAAAUGAGAAGAAGAAGAGUGGCUUGGCAAAAGUUUUAGUAUCCAACAUGAGAGAGUUUGUUUACUCAGUGAGUAGAAAUUUGGGAUAUGAGUUGGAUCCCCACCAUGGUACAAUAGUAUAA
Messenger RNA from Priceomyces carsonii, 648 nucleotides. RefSeq lists its product as uncharacterized. The transcript has a single exon. The record is from RefSeq and is a predicted model, not a curated record. Gene Ontology annotation, molecular function: COPII receptor activity. Gene Ontology annotation, biological process: endoplasmic reticulum to Golgi vesicle-mediated transport. The coding region runs from base 1 to 648 and encodes 215 amino acids. NCBI's taxonomy places the organism in Eukaryota, Fungi, Ascomycota, Pichiomycetes, Serinales, Debaryomycetaceae. Gene Ontology annotation, cellular component: Golgi membrane; endoplasmic reticulum membrane; COPII-coated ER to Golgi transport vesicle.